UGAGAACAGGGUUACUUCCAGUUUGGCGGCUUUGUCGUCAAGUUUGAUUGGCUGUCACUGCCAAACGGUUUUGAAUUUGAAAAAGCUGUUAGACACAUUUGUUCAACCUGGUUCAAACCUCCAGAAACACAAGAGCUCCAGAGGAAUGCGGAAGACAGGAGGGGUCGGCAGUCAUCAGGGGCUCAGGAAUCAACCCGCCCACUCCACCAAAAGUGGGGAAAACUGGAGAAUAUCCCGAUUUAUGUAACUUUUGGUUCGCCCUGAACCACCAGAUCUGCACGACGCCAAUAUGUUGGUGGUUUCGAUAUGUGUGGCGAGUUUAUUAAUAUUCCCACUCUUACUCCAAACGUUGUGCCCUUAUUUCUGGAAGGAUGCCUUCUACUUAGUGAAGCUGAUCAACAUAUCCAAGACCUACAUCCUUCGGCGGAGGAGGAGACCAAUCUUCCUCUUUCUGGACCGCUUUCUGGAGCAAGCCGUCGCGCGUCCCGAUGCGACGUUCAUCGUGUUCGAGGAUGAGCGCUUCUCCUACCGCGACGCGGACACGACGAGCAACAGGAUAGCGAACGCUCUCCUGCGUCACCCUCAGUACCAUGCUGGGGACACGGUAGCGCUGUUCAUGGGGAACGAACCCGCCUUUAUGUUCAUCUGCCUGGCCUUGGCGAAGUUGGGAUCCCCCGCUGCGCUCCUAAACCACAACAUCCGCUCCAGGUCCCUGUUGCACUGCUUCAGCUGCAGCAGCGCCACGGUGUUGAUCGCAGCCUCAGAGCUGCAGGACGCUGUGGGAGAGGUGCUGUCCUCGCUCAGGGAGCAGCGUGUGACCGUGUUGCUGAUGGCCCGGGACUGUGACGUGAGCGGGAUGGAGAGCUUCUCCUCCGAGGUGGAGCAGGCCUCCGACGCCCCCCUGCCUCGGGCCCUCAGAUCACACGUCACGUUCAAGAGCCCCGCCGUCCUCAUCUACACGUCUGGGACCACAGGUCUCCCCAAAGCCGCGGUGGUCAACCAGAACCGGCUCCUCAUGGCGCUGGCCGUCCUGGCGUCCAACGGCGUCACGGCAAGCGAUGUAAUCUACCUCAACCUGCCGCUCUACCACACAGCCGGCUUCCUCGUGGGCUUCGUGGGCGCCGUGGAGACGGGCUCAUGCAUCCUCCUGAGGAGGAAGUUCUCCGCCUCGCAGUUCUGGGUGGACUGCAGGAGGCACAAGGUGACGGUGAUCCAGUACAUCGGGGAGGUGCUGAGGUACCUCUGCAACACGCCUACGCGGCCCGACGACCGGGACCACUGCGUGCGCCUCGCCAUCGGCAACGGGCUGCGGGCUGACGUGUGGACGGACUUCCUGCGGCGCUUCGGGAACAUCGGGGUCCGGGAGUUCUACGCCUCCACAGAGGGGAACAUGGGCUUCCUGAACUACACCGGCAAGAUCGGCGCCAUCGGACGCACCAACUUCCUGCAGCACAAGUUGUUCCCGUACUCACUGGUUAAAUACGACACGGAGCGCGACGAGCCCCGGCGGAACGCCCGCGGCCUCUGCAUCGAGGCUGUUAAAGGUGAGACUGGGCUGCUGGUGUCCAAAAUCACGGAGCGCGCUCCUUUCAUCGGCUACGUGGGGAACGAGGAGCAGACGGAGAAGAAGAGGCUGCGGGACGUCCUCAGGCCUGGAGAUCUGUACUUCAACAGCGGAGACCUCCUGAGGCUGGACCUGGAGGGCUUCCUCUACUUCCAGGACCGCGUGGGCGACACCUUCAGGUGGAAGGGCGAGAACGUGGCCACCACAGAAGUCGCGGACGCCCUUUCCCUUGCGGGCUGCGUGAGAGACUCCAACGUCUACGGCGUUGAGGUCCCAGGCCAUGAGGGGAGGGCGGGGAUGGCCGUCCUCACGCUGAGGGAAGGCGCUCAGUUCGAAGGCGGCCUCGUGUACCAGCAGGUGGUCGGCCUGCCCUCCUACGCCCGGCCUCGCUUCAUCAGGAUACAGACGGAGGUGGAGGUGACCUCCACCUUCAAGCAGCUGAAGAGGAGGCUGGUGGAGGAAGGGUUCGACCCAGAGAGCAUCGCGGACCCCCUGUACGUCCUGGACGAGGCGGCCCAGAGCUACAGCCCCCUGACCCCCCGGGUGUACGGCCUCCUCUCCUCCGGGGGCAUCAAGCUGUAGUCGGGGGGGGCUGGGGGGGCCUCACCGUUCACACUUUAGAACAACACUUUAUCUACGGCCCCUCAGUGAGGGGGUCCCUCAGGGAGGGGGUCCCAUCAUGACUUCCCUUCACACAAUAAUAGUUGCCAGGUAAAUCAUACAUACCAUGUUGAACAUAGGAAGGGUGGUCUGCCGCAGCUACUCCUUCCAACCAAUCACAAACCAGCCAAAAAAGAAUAUUAACGUUCUAAGCAAAUGAUUUUGCAUAGUUUGCAUUACCACAAAGGAAUUUUAGGCUACUUUAUGAAGCUUAACUUUGUCUGCGUGUUUGAUUAAAGUUCAGAAGCAUUGCACUCUGCUGACACUGUUAAGUGUCUAGUUUGUUUUGGUUAUUAUCCUCAACACGGCGCGUCACGUGAGUAUGUUUUUUUAAAAGUUGUCUAGGCCUAAGCUUUAGAAAAGACAUGCAUCUGCGGGUGCGCUGCGUGCGUUCAUGAAUGCGAAUUCAUGUUUGCCUCCCUGGUGAGCUCGGCCAGGAACAGCUUGGUUCCCCAUGUCAUCAGUCCCCAGAUGCAUUGCUGCUGAACAGACUUAACUUUCCAGUUAAAAUCGAGUUGAAGAAGGUAAGAUAAAUUUGUAUAAAUUCAAUACAUAUGUACUGUCAAUACUAAUCGAAAA
Gadus chalcogrammus (walleye pollock) is the source of this 2803-nucleotide messenger RNA. RefSeq lists its product as uncharacterized. Lineage: Eukaryota; Metazoa; Chordata; Actinopteri; Gadiformes; Gadidae. The transcript has 10 exons. Gene Ontology annotation, molecular function: long-chain fatty acid-CoA ligase activity; long-chain fatty acid transmembrane transporter activity. The record is from RefSeq and is a predicted model, not a curated record. Bases 290 to 2146 code for a protein of 618 amino acids.